AACAACAAAAAACGCUGCGUUGGUUGUUCAAAAAUGUUUCCAAACCGUUUGAAAAAUUCGGUGCCAAAAAAGCCUGUUCCAACGGACUUCAAGGGUUUAUUCGCGUCUGUUUUCACAAGUUUUAAAGGCGAUGAACAACAAACAUUGCAAUUGAGUUGCAUUGACGACUAUGCUUUAUGGCUAAAGGAGCACCAUAUUAAAGGCGUACUAGUGAACAGCACAACUGGCGAAGGUCCGGCCUUGGGUUUGAUUGAACGCAAGGUAAAUGCCGAAGCUUGGAGUCGUGCGUGUAAGAAGUAUUCGUUAAUGAUGUUGUUGCAAAUCGGCGGAGCACCAUUGCCUGAUGUUUUGGAUCUGGCGCAACAUGCCAACGAAUUGCCUAUACACGCGGUGGUUUGUAUAUCGGAACUGUUUUAUAUACCCACAAAAAUGGAACAUUUGGUCGGUUACUGCAAAAUUGUGGCGGAGAAAUGCGCAAAUCACUUAUUCUUAUACUAUCAUCUGCCGCAAUUAUCAAAUCUCAAAUUUGAUCCCGAGGAGUUCUUUAAUAGCGCUGAAAAGGUCAUACCGACCUUCACCGGCUUGGUUUGUACACAAACCGAAUACUUGGCGGCCAUCAAAUGUGCGACUGCCAAACGUGUCAUUGUAAUAGGCGAUUCGAAAAUGCUCGCCAGCUGCAUGUUAAUGGGCUACGAAUCGGCCAUUAUGACGGUGGCGAAUAUGGAGCCCACUCUAAUGCAUGAAAUCUAUGAUGCAAUGAUGAGAAACGAUUUGAAGACGGCUAAAGCUAAGCAAAGUUAUCUGAAUCAACUCAUUCGAAAUCGUAUAACGAAGGGGAAGUCUAGUUGGAUUUCAGACAUGAAGAAUUGGUUCAAUGAGAAAAUGGUAUCGGAAGUUGGCUGUGAUGUUAAUGUUGGUAAACCGAGAAAAUUUGGUAUUUAUGAAUUGUAAACAAUUGAAGAGAUCACAUAUUUAUGUUUGUUGAAUGUUUUAACGUUAAUAUAUUGUUAUCAAAUGCAUAUUAUAUUAUUUGCAUUAUGGUCAAAAUCUGUGUGUGAUCUAGGAACAUAUAGACGGAAGGUCUCGGGAAAAAUUUUAAGCAAAAGAAAAAAAAACAAAGCUGCGACUAGAUUAGGGAUCAAGCUAGACGCUAGUUGCCAAAGUUGCUUGGAACUUCUCCUUCAAUGUCCAGCAUUUGCCAGACUUAUUCCAAAACACCAUGGUAGCCACAUCUUGGCGAACACGUCGAAGUGACUGGAAUCUACAUUAGCCGGCUUAAGAACUUUAUAACAGAGUCCAAGCGCUUUGUCUAAUCAUAAUGGUCUUGGCGAUCCGGAUUAUCUGGGUGUCACAAGGGACAGUUGAUGUUGUCUAAGUGAGAUUCUCUAUAGAUGCGGAGAUCGACCGCUUGACGUAACCCAAGGUAACAAGGUAAAUGUCAUUGAACGUUAGGUUCGAUUCCGGUACCGCAGCGCCGGCUGUCGUGGAAUCACAUGUGGUGAGUCUCCACAUGACACUAACCACCUCUUGGUAUGCCCAAUCAAUCCCACUGAUUUAAUACUCCUUUUCCUUUAGUCCGAUCCUAUCGAAACUGCUCGUUUCCUGGGCCUCCCAUUAAAUGACUUCGAUGACAAUUGACUUGCGCCAGUUCAGACAUAUUUAGGUAACCGUUAAAAAAAAAACAACGAAUUUGGAGAUGGGUUAAGAGAAUAGGCGGUAACCCUCUGGAGAACUCUUUUUGGAACAACUUCAAAGAAAGAAUACAGUUUAUGGAUCUAUGAAUGACGAAUGUUUUGCGUCUAGAAUAUAAAGUGCUGAGGCUGGAAGGUGGACCUCAUUUAUCUAUCUCAGAGGCUAGAAGGCACUAUAAAUACGUUCUUUGUCUAUCUCAACCAACUCACUCGUUUACUUUGAUAACUUAGCUAGAAUACAGUUUUAAGGUGAUCUAAAUGUAACAGUAAAUUUUGUCAAAUAAAACAUUGUCGAACAUCAAAUCGUUAAAAAAAAAUUACGAAAAAUCAAGCGAACUGAAAGUGUAUGAGAACGACGCGCAAAUACUCAUGGACGAGGAAGAAUUAAAAACUUUUGAAGGUUUCUUGGCGCCAACAUUCACAGCCUUCGAUGAUAAUGA
Zeugodacus cucurbitae (melon fly) is the source of this 2131-nucleotide messenger RNA. Its product is annotated as N-acetylneuraminate lyase. Bases 34 to 951 code for a protein of 305 amino acids. Gene Ontology annotation, biological process: N-acetylneuraminate catabolic process. The transcript has 4 exons. NCBI's taxonomy places the organism in Eukaryota, Metazoa, Arthropoda, Insecta, Diptera, Tephritidae. The record is from RefSeq and is a predicted model, not a curated record. Gene Ontology annotation, molecular function: N-acetylneuraminate lyase activity; 4-hydroxy-tetrahydrodipicolinate synthase activity.